Molecule: messenger RNA, 1597 nt
Organism: Phasianus colchicus (ring-necked pheasant)
Lineage: Eukaryota; Metazoa; Chordata; Aves; Galliformes; Phasianidae
Gene: PEX11G
Product: peroxisomal biogenesis factor 11 gamma
Biological process (GO): peroxisome fission
Cellular component (GO): peroxisomal membrane
Source: RefSeq, a predicted model, not a curated record
GUUGCUAUGGCGGCGGGGGCGCUGGGCGCGCUGGUGGCGGCGCUCGAGUCGUACCGCGGCCGGGACCGCGCGGUCCGCGCUCUGUGUUAUGGCUGCCAGCUGGUGGGCGGCGCGCUGGCCGGGACGCGGAGCCCCGCCGAGGGGCUGCCCGGGAGCCUCCUGGCCGUGUCGGCUCAGCUGAGCUCCUGCCGCACCGUCCUGCGCCUGCUGGACGACUUGGCCAUGCUCAGCCACAGCCGCGCCUACGGGCUGGGGCCCAAGGACGAGGACGUGCUGGUGCGAGGGCUGUCGGUGCUCUGCAACGUGGCCGACCAGCUCUACUACCCCUGUGAGCACAUCGCCUGGGCGGCCGACAGCGGCGUCAUCCGCGGCCGCUCUCAGCGCUGGUGGGCCGCCAGCACGGCGCUCUGGGGGCUCUCGCUGCUGCUGGGCACCCUGCGAUCCCUGAGAAUCCUGUUCCGGUUAAGAAGGAAGCUGAGGCAGCAGCAGCGUACUCCGCCUUCACCGCAGAGUCAACAGAAAAUGCAAGCCCAAGUGAAGGCUGAAGUUCUGAAUGUUGUUAGUAACUUGGCAGAUCUCUCCAACGCGAUCCAUUGGCUGCCACCCGGGUUCCUGUGGGCCGGACGGUUCCCUCCGUGGUUAGUGGGGCUCCUGGGGACCAUCUCCUCCCUGAUUGGUAUCUACCAGGCAUCUGGAAAGGGCAGUUCUGGAGCUGCGUGAGCUAUAAUUAAGCCUCUAAAACCCAAUUUUAAUGUGGUAAGAAGGCAUUUAGUGAGGCAGGCUGGAUGUUAACUUUCCUGGAUGCCAAUGAUUCUAAUUCCAUGAAUCCUGUAAUUGAGAGUGUAAUCAGAAACUCUGUUACAGAGAGGAUUACUUAUGGCUGACAAAUCUUAUUCAUAGAAAUCUUUUGGGUGAAUCCUCUGGAAAUCAGAAUCUGGUAGGACUGAUAACAGAGGAAAAAAAGGUUGUGGUCACUUCCAUCCUUCCUGUACUUCAAAACACAGCUGGAACCCUCCAGUCUCUGCUCUUGUGUAAAAGAGCACAAAGUGUUUGGUGGAGAAACAGCUGUGAUUGUUUGACUCAGAACUUCCAAAGGAUGGAUUUGGUGAGUUCCAGCUCCAGGCCCAGCACUUGGUGCUUCCCUGAGCCACAGAGGUGACCUUGAUGGUGGAAGUUUCUCUGUCAGAUGUUUUGGUGUCUGAGCCCACAGCAGGUGAUACCCCAAACGCAAACAGGAGUGGGUGGCAGAAGGAGGUUGGUGGGUGGCAGUUCCUUGUGACUGCUGUAUUUCUUUAGAGGUGAUAGGGGAAGUAGCAGCAGCUGUAUGCAGUGCCUUGCCAAGCUUUCUUCCAGCCUUUCUACCCGGGGAGAAACCGGAACAAGCCAAAAGGUGCUCUGAGGCUCCAGCUGUGCCUUUGUGGAAGGCCACCGGGUGGAGCUGUUCCACUGAGCUCUUCGAGAGCCAACGGACUUAGGAAAAAAAAUAGAUAAAAAUUUGUUAAUCAUUUUUGAAAUAACUGGUCAAACCAAUGCACGAGUGAGUUUUACAAUCAUGUUUUUAAACAGUGCCAAUAAUAAAUGUGAGAAGUGCUCCAAA